AUGUUGGUGUACAUUGUCUCCCCCCCUCUCUCUAGAACAUUCUCUACUUAUAAGCGACCGAGCUUAUUUGAUGCAUCCACACAUACUCAACACCCAAACUUUAAGUUUUAAUAUUUGUUUUGAUUGAAAGAAGAUCAAUGAUGAAGGAGUUUCAUGUAAAUGGAGGAGGAGAGAUCAUGGAAGAGAUUGAGGAGGAGGAGAUAUGGUCUGCACCUUUGUCGAAGCAGGAUCAGUUCCCUCUCUUAUCUUUGAAUCAUGUCUCCUUUAUCUGUAAAUCUGUAAGCCGAUCUGUUAAGUUCUACCAGGAGGUAUUGGGAUUUGUGCUCAUCAGACGUCCUUCUUCUUUUGACUUCCAAGGUGCUUGGUUGUUCAACCAUGGGAUUGGGAUACAUUUGCUAGAGAUGGAGACAACUCCAAGAAAGAAAGCAGUGAUCAAUCCAAAAGACAACCACAUUUCAUUUCAAUGCUCAGAUAUGGAUCUGAUAAUCAAGAAAAUAGAGGAGUUGGGCAUCAAGUAUGUGACCGCGGUGGUGAAAGAAGGUGGCGUGGAGGUGAACCAGCUCUUCUUCCAUGAUCCCGAUGGUUACAUGAUUGAGAUCUGCAAUUGCCAUGUUCUUCCUGUGCUUCCCAUCUCCUCAUGCCCCCUCACGAAGAUCCCAUCCAUCAACCAUGUGGAUUCGUCUUUCUAUGAGAAGAUGAGGUGGACGAGGCAGUUUUGCGGAGAGGAUGAGGCCUUGAUGAUGGACAAUCUGUUAGUUGACAUGAUGGGUAUUUCCUUUUAAGAUCCAUGGGAGGCAGGAAGAGAGCAAUUUUGUCCACAAAUGCCUUAUAUGUUGUACAGUGUAUAUUUUCCAAUUUCAAUAAUAAGCAAGGAUUACAUGUGCCUA
This is a messenger RNA of Cynara cardunculus var. scolymus (artichoke), 887 nucleotides long. Its product is annotated as metallothiol transferase FosB-like. The transcript is spliced from 3 exons. Lineage: Eukaryota; Viridiplantae; Streptophyta; Magnoliopsida; Asterales; Asteraceae. Bases 138 to 782 code for a protein of 214 amino acids. The record is from RefSeq and is a predicted model, not a curated record.